AUGGCUCAGCUCAAAGCUUCCUUUCUGGCCCUCGUCGCCCUGUUCGCGUCCUACGUUUUGGCUGUCUCUCCCCUCGUUGUUCAAGGGUCCGAUUUCGUCAACAGUGUCGAUGGCACGCGUUUCCAGAUCAUUGGUGUAGCUUAUCAACCGGGUGGCUCUUCAGGUUUCAAUCCGGGCUCUGGCCUUGACCCGCUGAGCGAUGCAGAUAUCUGCCUCCGAGAUGCUGUACUCAUGCAACGCCUUGGUGUCAACACUAUCCGCGUCUACAACCUCGAUCCUGACUUGGACCACUCUGCGUGUGCCUCGAUCUUCAACGCUGCCGGUAUCUACAUGAUCCUGGACGUCAACAGCCCCUUGCCCAACCAGUCUCUCAACCGCGGCGCACCCUGGGAAUCGUACACUUCGGCGUAUCUCCAACGUGUCUUCGACGUCGUGGAAGCCUUCAUGCACUUCAACAACACCCUGGGCUUCUUCAGUGGGAAUGAGGUCAUCAACGAGGACUCGGUCCCAGAGGUGCCAUCCUACCUUCGGGCAGUCACGCGGGAUCUCAAGGACUACAUCUCGAAACAAGCACCACGACCGAUCCCUGUUGGUUAUUCUGCUGCCGAUGUUCGCCCGUUGCUGAUGGGUACCUUUAACUACCUGUCUUGCGGACUGGCCAACGACACCAGCUCCAAGAUUGAUUUCUUCGGCCUCAACUCUUACUCUUGGUGUGGCAAUGCCACUUUCCAGUCUUCUGGAUACGAUGUCCUGGUGGGCGACUUCAGCAAUACCACAAUUCCGGUCUUCUUCUCCGAGUACGGGUGUAACCUGGUCACUCCAAGAGUGUUUACCGAAGUGCCUGUCCUCUACUCCCCGAGUAUGACAACUGUCUUUUCUGGCGGCCUUAUCUACGAAUACAGCGAGGAACCCAAUAACUAUGGCUUGGUGAACCUCAACGACAACGGAACCGUGAGCAUUCUACAGGACUACGACAAUCUUCGACAGCAGUACGAUUCGCUGGACGUCAACGCACUUGAGAGAGCCAAUGCUACGGCGACGUCGCUCACUCCCCCGGUGUGCGCAGUUGAUCUCCUAGCCGGGUCAAACUUCAGCACCAGCUUCGACCUUCCCGCUCGUCCGGACGGCGUCGACGCCCUGAUUCAGAGCGGUGUCUCGGGCAAGUUCCCAACAGGCACUUCAUCUGUCACAAAUACCAAGCCCUCACAGACCGUGUAUGAUGUCGAUGGCCAAGUUAUCAGCGGGCUACAACUGACCAUUCUGCCAAACGAUGAGAGCAACUUACCAGGCAACAACACCAGCGGGAGCACACCCAGCAGUUCUGCGUCGCCGAGUGCCACCACGGCCGGCAGCCAGCCUACAAAGACCAAUGCAGCCGCCAAAGUGGACGACAUGAGAUUUGGAUCUCUUCUCUUGGGUGCACUGAGUGCCGGUCUAGUGAUGCAGUUGUAA
This is a messenger RNA of Fonsecaea erecta, 1452 nucleotides long. RefSeq lists its product as hypothetical. Gene Ontology annotation, biological process: fungal-type cell wall (1->3)-beta-D-glucan biosynthetic process. NCBI's taxonomy places the organism in Eukaryota, Fungi, Ascomycota, Eurotiomycetes, Chaetothyriales, Herpotrichiellaceae. The coding region runs from base 1 to 1452 and encodes 483 amino acids. Gene Ontology annotation, cellular component: fungal-type cell wall; cytoplasm. The record is from RefSeq and is a predicted model, not a curated record. Gene Ontology annotation, molecular function: 1,3-beta-glucanosyltransferase activity. The transcript is spliced from 3 exons.